AAUCAUCCGUAAAUGAAUGGAAACUGUAUUGUAUUGAAAUAUUUCGUCUGCGUUAAAAUAAAACAUUUUUAUAUAUAUUACUCUCAUAUCUUUCCGUUUCCAUGCGUUGACAAUUUGUUGAUUAUUAUAUUAUAAGUCAUAACUAAGUACUAUUUUAUCCAUCGCGUAUGUGUUUAACUGUGAGAUGUGUACAUAAAUAAAUCUGCGCUCAAGGCCAGAAGCCAGGAAAAACUUACGUUAAACUUACUCUAGAGUAACUUACAUUUUAAAAGAAAACGUGAGGAGCCUGCGGGAGUAGCAUUGGCCAUGGCUGUGGAGAGGCCAUUGAGUCAGCUGAACACGGAUCCCCUCUCUCCUCUAAGGAGUCAAUCCCGUCUCAAUGGCACUUCAAUCGUUCUACAUGAAUCACUGGUUGCCCCAGAGAAAAAGAAACCAGUUCCAAACCAUCUCUUAGACACAAAAAUAUAUCAUAAAUUAUCCCACAAUGAAGUACUUCAAGUGGAACCUGCAGUGGUCCACUUCCCAGGCUUUGAACCAGGGAAGGUUCAUCGACAAGUUAUGAACAUCAUCAACACAUCCUCAGAAUGUCAGCAGAUGCAUAUCAUCCCUCCGGCCACACGUUAUUUCAAAGCAUGGUACAAGAAGAGGGAUCGUCUGGUCCCGGGUUUGUCCAUGGAGGUCACGGUGGAGUUCCGACCGGACGAAUGGAGGUACUUCUAUGACUGCAUCAGGAUACAUUGUCAGAGUACAGAGAACCUUGUGAUCCCUGUACAUGCAUACCCUGUCAUGAUGGCUGACUUUCCAGAAAUAGUCAAGUUUCCUCCUACACCUGUAUCCCAAAGAUCAAGAAAGGUAAUUCCCAUCAAGUGCAAUAUCCCGUUGGAUUUUGAAUACCAGCUCAAAUUCAUCCAACCCCACCCUGCUAUCACCAUCACACCUAUGAGCGGGACCGUACCGGGGAAUGGUCAGGUCGAACUGACCGCUACCUAUUCCCCUUCGGACUUCAGCACGGCGAUCAUGAAGCUUCAGUUGAUCAUCUCUCAGUUCAACACCAAGCCGUUAGAUUGCACUUUCAUCGGACAUUCCAGCCCUGGUCUGGCUGUUCCUCCCGAAACCCAACCUAUCGACACCACAACAGAAGGUCCACUCUCACCGGUCAACACAGCCGUCCAGCUUGACCCCCAGUCCAUCUCACCCAUAUCAAUGUCCAGAAGAAAGAAAGGAACGGGCAAGACUGCUAAGAAGAAGACGGUCACUGUAUCCAAGCUGACCAAGGAAGGCACGGAGAAGAACGGUGUGAGGUUCCCAUCCAAUCUGGAUGUCCAGCAUUCGGUCAAUGCAGUGUUACUGCAGACCCCAGGGAAGCUCACAGUGAAGGAGUUAAGGGAAGCUGUACAAUCAAAAUCAGGGUCGGCCCAAGCACUCAACCCAAGACAGUUAAAGGAAGCUGUGUUUGAUAGGGAAGUGAGGGAUGAUGUUCAGGCAGAGAGGAGAAAUCAAAUAAGAUGGCAAGUCCACCUGGGCAGAGAGCAGAUGCCUCAAGAUGAGAGACUACAGAUUGUUGAAACAAGAAAAGAAGCUCUCAAAGAUUAUCAUUUUAAGAGAGGAGACCCACUUCCAGAGAUAGAGUUCAACCGUGUCUCGACCACAUGCACCCAGCGACGCACCUACAGACGGAUGACCCAUGUCCCUGACCCAGUGGCACAGUUUGACCUCUACUGCAAUGACCCCUGGGCCAUGAAGCAUCGAGCCAUCGGACGCUUCCAGCAGGCUGUCCAGAAGGUCAUUCUAAGGCAGAGAGCAGCAGACAAGUGGUCCAUGCUGAGCAAGCUCGUAGCGGACUACAAGUCCGGGAAUGCUGGCAAGGUUGAGAAAUUGACAUUUGGUAAUAAUGGUGAGGCCAAAUAUGACCACUUACCCCUUGAAGUCAGCUCGGACAAGCUACUAACCUACGCCUUUCCAUCAUACAUCUCGCCAGAUUACAAGGAUGAUAUGGCCCCUGAUGCACUGGGCAUUGUCCCUGCCAAGGCAACGGACAUUGAGGUGAAGCGGAAAGUACCGUACCUCGGUCUGAAGGUUCCCCAGCAGUAUCGGCUGAUGGGGUACAAGGCGCAUAGCGUACAGGACGCAGCUGGUGGGUAUGUGGCACCCAAGCUGGUCCGACCCCUCAGGACAGGUGCAGAGGAUGAGACCAUCACCAUGCCAGUGCCUGAGCCAGCCUGGCAGGAGAAGGAUGAUGCAGCCAUGGAGAGAUUGCAAGGCAUCGAUGAUGAAGACGAUGACGACGAGGAACCAAUUGAGCUGGUAACGGGGGAGGCGAGGAAGAUGGCUUCUCAACUUGUCCCUCCUGCUGGGCUUUUCAAAUCUGUAGACUACCCGUCCCUCCAUAUAUUUAACCCUGCGCCAGGUCUCCAAGUCUUCUUACCCCCUCUACCCUACGCUGAGGUAGAUCCAGACUUCCAUCUCUGCCCCUUGCCUAGAUACACCCACUCCGAUCCCAGGAACAAACACGGUGCAACGCUCAAGAGAUACCUGGAUAAAGAGGAUGUAAUAAAAGGAGUAAUGGCAUGGAAGAAGUUCCCUUCUCAAGGUCUAGUCUCACUUGCUAACACACCAACACUAACCAAUGUAUGGGUACCAAGGUGGACGGAUACUUUCAGUCCAGAUCUACUACCAGAAUCUGUACCGGAGCUUCUGGAUGGUUUACCGACUGAAGACAAGGAGAACAUCGUCUCAGAUGACUCAGAUGAUGAUGAUGAUGAAGCGACGGAAGUGAAAACAGACAAUGUUGCUUUGACGCCCGGUAUGGUCAAUGCAGAGUUCCCCCUGAUAGUCCCACCAAGGACUCCAGAUCACCACCAACAACCAUCGGAAAGUGAGGAGUUUCCCUAUGGUUCCAAGCUUCCUACACACAAUAAUCCAGUCUCGUCCAAUGGACCUGUCCCUAGGGAGAAGAGAGAACGUGAGCUGGAGUUAUUCCUGAAGAAGAGAUACAACAAACUUGGAGAGAAGAUUCAAGAGAGAGUAACUCAUAUGAACAAUCUUACCAACGACCCUGAUCUGGUCUUACACUGAUGUUCUUUGACUUUCAAGAAGAUGAUUACAGUCUGAACAUCUAAAUCUUAAAGAAGAGAGUGAUCCAUAUGAAUAACCUUGAUGCUGACAUCAAAUGAGAGAUGUUUCAUUCCAAAAUUGGGUCAUAGACCAGUCAUAAGAUGUGCAGUGAUCUCAAGAUUUUAAGCAUAUGUACUCUCAUAAAACCUUUUUUUUUUAAUUUAUGAAUUUGAUAACUUUGAAUAAUCUAUUUCUUGUGCCAGGAUAUAUUCUCUCAACUUAAUCAUUCUUUUGUAUGGAAGUAUCUAUAUCACCUUGUCAUCACUGAACACCAAAUACUUGGAAAUCCGUCCAAUUGAAGCUUAUCUAUAGCUUCACCUCCCUUUAGAUUUGUAGUGUAGCAAAAAGAUCCGUAUAAAUUUUGACUCACAAUUUUCAUGAAUGUGCAUUUUUUAUUCUUUACUGAACACACAAAUCCAUUAUUGGAGUCUGAAUACCGGUAUGAAUAUAUCACUUUUUUAUCCAUUUAUUUAACAUGUACAAAACUUGAAACAUCUUGUAUAUGAAAUCUUAUAAAAGUUUUGUACAUGAAAAAAGGCAAAAAUAUCCAUAUUCACAUUGCUAUCAGUGGCCAAGUCUAAUUUAAAUAUGGGUGGUCAAAGGGCAUUCAGUAUGUUUACUUGAGAUCUGUUUUUGUUUCUGAAAAGUUUGUGACGGAUUGCAAACAUGAAAGAUCUAUGAAUUAAAUUGUUUACGUAGAAACUUAAAUUUGACGUACUGUAUUAGCCAAGGUUUUAGCAUACAUUUCCGUAAUUCUGAACCGUCUUAAAACUAUUCAAAAGCUUUUAUAUUCACAAGUUUGGUUAUAUGUCUAUGCAGCGAAUUGUGCAGAAAUUUCCAGCUUAUUCAUUGAUUAUUUAUAAAUACAAUCCAAUACUUUAAUAUGUGAGGCAACUAACAAAAUUCAGAGCUGUCUUUCAGCGGGAAACUUGAAAGCGUCUUUGAUCAUUAGGAGGCAAUAGAGUACCGAAGUGUGACAUUUCCAAGUUUGCAUUUCAGCAUUUUUGAUACCAUAUUUUAGUAGUGUAUGAUGAAAUACCUCCACUACCAAAAUUUGGUGCGAAUCGGUCCAUGGAGGCCCGAGAUAUGACCUCAUGAAUACAUAAUUAGCCCAAUCAUACAUGUACAUCGACUUCAAAGGGGCUAAUUAUGUAUUCAGAUGGUCAUAUCUCGGGGGGCCCCCAUGGACCGAUUCGCACCGAAUUUUGAAAGUGGACGUUUUUCAUCAUGCUCUACUGAAAUAUGGUAUAAAAAAUGCUGAAAUGCAAAAAAGUUUUUUGUGACGUCAUCACUUUGGUACUGUAUUGGCAAUGCAGAAAUGUCACUGUAAAAGACACUCCACAGGAUUUCUGCUAAACAAUGUAACAUAGGCCUUGAUAAAGGUGCCUUAAUGUAAGCAUGCAAACAUAUCAAAACCUUGAUUUACAUAAUUGGUCAGUGCUACCAUGUAUUUGAAUUUAAACAUUGUUUAUUUGUGUUUGUAUCAUUUGUAAAUUGGUAAUAGAAAUUGUACAUAUCAGAGUGCCUUUUAUAUAAAUGUAUAUGGUCCAACACUCCUAACUUA
Molecule: messenger RNA, 4678 nt
Organism: Lytechinus pictus (painted urchin)
Lineage: Eukaryota; Metazoa; Echinodermata; Echinoidea; Temnopleuroida; Toxopneustidae
Product: cilia- and flagella-associated protein 221-like
Exons: 20
Coding region: 307-3075 (922 amino acids)
Biological process (GO): motile cilium assembly; cilium movement
Cellular component (GO): 9+2 motile cilium
Source: RefSeq, a predicted model, not a curated record